GUUAAUCAGACUUUAACCCCCGGAGUCGAUUCCGUGUCUCCCUGCUCUUUUUGGUCACAUUCGAGCACAUCCCCAUGGCGUUCGAGGAGGCGAGUAGCUACAGGAUGUCUCGCCUCUCGCUGGAGUCGGAGGGGGACGACGCCGACGUGGAGCCCUCGUCGGAGGACGAAGGCUCGAGGAGCGCGCCUAAGAGUGCCGUCGGCGGCGGCGGCGGCGGUAUGCGAUCGGGCGGAUCGAGCAAGGAGGAGGACGAGGGUUCGGGCACGGGAGUGGCGUCGAUGCCGGGGACGCCGAUCCGCGGCCUGCCGGGGCAGGAUUGGGUCAAGGAGUACGCGAGCGAGACAGAAGCCCGCGGCGGCGGGAGGAGGAGGCGCCACGGGCGGCGGCGGAGGGAGCGGCGUCUGGAGCGGGCGUGGCAGUUGAAGAAGAGCCACGCGGCCGCGGAGGACGGAUCGGCCGCCGAGUGCCGGGUGGUCGUCCGGCCGCGGUGCGGAUCCGGGCGGAUGCGGAUGGACAUGGAGGAAGUCCGGGCGUGCCGCGACCUCGGCAUCGGCCUGCCGGCGGACUGGAAGUUCGAGAUCCCCGAAACCUUCUCCGAUCUGACGGCCGACACAAGCAGCGGCGGAAACUCCCCCGUCAGCUGGAGGAUCUCGAGUCCAGGCGACGAUCCCAAGGACGUGAAGGCGCGGCUGAAGGUUUGGGCUCAAGCGGUGGCUCUCACUUCGGCGUCGCGUCUGAGUAGUUGAGAGAUCGAGAGAGAGGUUCUUCUUCUUCCCUCUUUGCUUCUUUCUCUGUGAAUAAUAAUCGUAAUAAUGCAGCAGGAUUUUGUGUGUUGGAGCUAGCAUUCCGUUGGGCUUUCACAUCUCCCUUCUCUUCCCCUGUUCAUAUUUUCUAAUAAUUGUGGCAGUUUCUCUCUCUCUCACGGAAAUUUUGAGUUUGUAAAAGAAAUUAACAAUUUUCGCGAGAAUAUUUUGUUUUCAUUCCAUAUAAUUUUACUGUAAUCGGGUUUAAAAUAAUUUUUAAUGAAGUUUAAUUGUUUGUAUCAA
Molecule: messenger RNA, 1046 nt
Organism: Zingiber officinale
Lineage: Eukaryota; Viridiplantae; Streptophyta; Magnoliopsida; Zingiberales; Zingiberaceae
Exons: 2
Coding region: 75-746 (223 amino acids)
Source: RefSeq, a predicted model, not a curated record